GUUGCGCAGACCAGUACAACUAAGUACUACCGAAUCCGCAGAACUGAUCCCAACGCCUCUAACAAUGGACUAAAAUAUCUAGGCUAAGGAAAAAGGAAAAACUGCGAAACAUGCUAUGAUUUUUACAUUUAAACUUGUUGAACUACUUUAAUUAAUUACAUUUCUUUUCGUUAUUUAAACCGCAUUAAGGACUAAAUGGAAUACAAUGCAACUGUCUAUUAAAAUAUCUCUCAGCUAUAUUCAUUUAAAAUUUUGAAACUGAAUGGAGAUGUAAAUGGCUAAAUGAUACCCUGCUUACAAGCCAGCUUAACAAAUUUUAUAUAUAAAAAGGAAAAGUGCCUUCCCUUAACCACUAUAUAAUUUUUGAAUGGAAUAAGUGAUCACUAAAGCGAAAUUUCAGAUGGACUAAUACUAACUUCAAUUAAAAAACAAUUAUCUUUUGUCAGUGUGGGAAAACGCCAAACAAUAUGAAUGAAGACAUUACGUUAAACAGCGACUAGCUGCUCGUCAGGGAUGGAGCGUCCAAGCCAGCUGAACCCGACGCCUGUCAUUUAUGUCGGAAUACUGGACACUUCAGCCAACGACACCAAUUCCAAUUACACAUCCAAACCUGGCGGGGCAUCUCCCAAUCUUGCUUUUCAGGCCGGCUUAGGUGCAACCCUGUCCGUCAUAACUUUUGCCACUACGUUGUCUAACGCGUUCGUAAUAGCCACCAUUUACCAGUCCAGGAAACUGCACACUCCUGCGAACUUCCUUAUAGCCUCGCUGGCGGUCACGGAUCUGUUAGUGUCCAUCCUGGUGAUGCCCAUAAGUGUCGUGUACACAGUGAGCCACACAUGGACAUUAGGACAGAUCGUCUGCUACAUUUGGUUAUCUUCAGACAUAUCCUGCUGCACGGCGUCUAUCCUUCACUUGUGCGUAAUUGCGCUGGAUCGCUACUGGGCGAUAACUGAUGCCAUCGAGUACUCCAAAAAGCGGACCACAGCCCGGGCUGCCGGGAUGAUAGUUACCGCCUGGGUCAUAGCCAUCUCCAUCUCCCUGCCGCCCCUAUACUGGCGCCAUGUGAAAGCCGAGGAGCUGAACAGUUGCAACGUGAACAAUGACAACAUUUUCUACACUAUCUAUUCAACUUUUGGGGCAUUCUACAUCCCCACCUUGCUACUUAUAGUGCUCUACGGUAGGAUCUACGUCGAGGCCAGGAAAAGGAUCCUAAAACAGCCGCUGAAAAAAGAGGGGAAGAGGCUCACUUCGGCGCACUUGAUCGAGGACUCGCCGGGAUCCGCGGCGUCCGGCACGUCCCCGAACUACGGCACGCAGGAAAUCACCGCGCGCGAACGCGCUCCGUCCGGCAGCCCGACCCAGGUGAAGGUGACCGUGUCGGACUCGCUUUUAGAGAAAAAGAGGAUCUCUGCUGCGAGGGAGAGAAAAGCCACCAAAACUUUGGGGAUAAUCCUGGGCGCCUAUAUCAUAUGCUGGUUGCCGUUUUUUAUUUACACGCUGUUGGUGCCAAUAUGUACAUCAUGCAUGUACCCAGAGUUGUUUGAUGUAUUCACCUGGCUUGGUUAUCUCAAUUCUUUAAUAAAUCCGAUCAUUUAUACUAUGUCAAAUGAAGAUUUUAAGAAGGCUUUUCACAAACUAAUACGUUUUAGAUGCUGUCUCUCAUGAUAUCGCACCCAGAACCGUAGCCAGGCACGUGUGUCAGAAACAAUAUAGGCUACUUACAAAAAGCAUUAUUUAAAACGCUGUUAAUGUCUAUGAGUAAGAAGUCGGCUAGAGAAAUAUGCGCUCGGUUUUAAAAACUUUAUGUAGAAUGAAAAUAUAUGUAUAUUGAAAUUGUAGUAUUUCUGCUGUCAUGAAACUGACCAGGUACAUCAUGUUCAUAAUGGUUUGUCUGAUAACUAUAAAUAACAGAAUAUCUUCAUAAGAUAAUUGAUGCACUCUAUGUAGCUGAUGCUCAUUAGAUGAGAAAAACAAUCAAGAGUGACAGAUGUGUUAGCGAUCUUAAUGAAUAAUGUGAAUAACAAAUAAACAGCACAGUACUGGCACUCCGCUUUGUAUCUGCUGCUCUGAAGACGACGAACAGCGAACUAACAGGUCAUUCACGCCGAUUUUGAUCUGUGCUGAAGGCCAGGUAGAAUUUUCACAACUGCCUGAGCCUGUUGCUGUUUGAUAAUAAAAAUGUAAAUUUGAAGUUACUAUCGACUUAAAAGAAAUGUGCUUUUUGCUGCAAGAUUGUUGUCAGAGGCUGCUGUGAUUAUGUAUGUAUGUGUGCGUGCAUUUAUUUAUUUAUUUAUUUAUUUAUUUAUGUUCUUUCUUGUUGGUGACGGACACAGUCGGAUUUGAAAGAACCAUCAACACUCUACACAGCGCAUUAAAUAGCUCCCUAUGAAGCUCGCGCACACCCUCGCGAACAGCACGCUCUUGUUUCGGUUGAUGCUGUCCUGCCCCUUGUAUUUUCUCUCUUCAUCUGCAUAUCUUCAUUACGCAUUGUCGUGCUUUGACUUUAAUUUUCUUGUAUUCCUUAUUGGGAGGAAAAUUUUUACUUGAUCCAUAUUCUCUCACAACAUAUUAGCAUAUUACUAUUUAAAAUGAACUGAGUCAAGGCAAUCAAGUAUAAUUUGACUUAUACAGUUAGCAGAUAUAGGGUUAAUAUUGGCAUGGAUAGAAUGGACAUGUGAUCAAUUCACUGCGGCCAAGAUUUUAUUUUUCCAAAUUUGUGUUUGCAUAUUUUCAUUAUAUGUAACAUUUACUCUAUGUUUUCCUUUCUAUAUUGCUGUUUGCUUUUCAAUUUGUUGUUCUCUAAAAGUACUCAAAUGAAAUGCUUUCUGUGUAUGUCUACCUUUGUGUAUACUUCCUUUUUGUUUACUAUUUUUUCUGAUAUGGAUUAAUAUAUGUGGGUUUAUGGAUAUACCGACUACAUAAAAGAAUAUAAAAAAUACAGGUUUAUAAUGAUUGUAACAAACCUCUAAAUGUGCCCAGUCCUGGACUGUAUUGUAAACAUAUCACAACAUGUUUGUAAAACACAUUUUAAUUACCCGUUUACAGAAGCCAGCAUGUACUAAUAAGCAAUUGCAGCAUCUUUGGAAAUAAAAUACAUCCUGUCAGAAACACUGCCACAGAUUAGUUACAUUACCUACCUCUGAUAAGUUCUGAAAAGCAAAAUGCAAUUGAGAUCUUUUACAACUAAAGUGACUGAAAUGGGCUAGACGUUUUUUAAAAGAUAUUUAUGGACUCAGUCUUGUACUGUAUGGAAAGGCAUAGCAUUGCAAUACUAAAUAAUACAAUUCAUCGUUCAUUCAAGAAAAAAAAGAAAUUAUGUCAUUUCAGCUUUUUUUU
Paramormyrops kingsleyae is the source of this 3336-nucleotide messenger RNA. Its product is annotated as 5-hydroxytryptamine receptor 1B-like. The record is from RefSeq and is a predicted model, not a curated record. Lineage: Eukaryota; Metazoa; Chordata; Actinopteri; Osteoglossiformes; Mormyridae. Gene Ontology annotation, biological process: adenylate cyclase-activating adrenergic receptor signaling pathway; positive regulation of MAPK cascade. Gene Ontology annotation, cellular component: plasma membrane. Gene Ontology annotation, molecular function: G protein-coupled serotonin receptor activity.